Messenger RNA from Fukomys damarensis (Damara mole-rat), 1563 nucleotides. It is a transcript of the gene Bgn, whose product is annotated as biglycan. The record is from RefSeq and is a predicted model, not a curated record. The transcript is spliced from 8 exons. The coding region runs from base 27 to 1133 and encodes 368 amino acids. Lineage: Eukaryota; Metazoa; Chordata; Mammalia; Rodentia; Bathyergidae. Gene Ontology annotation, molecular function: protein binding.
CACCCUGGCCCCCAGGCUCGAGCACCAUGCAGCCCCUGUGGCUCCUGGCCACCCUGCUGGCCCUGGGCCAGGCCCUGCCCUUCGAGCAGAAGGGCUUCUGGGACUUUGCCCUGGAUGACGGGCUGUUCAUGAAUGAUGAGGAGGCUUCGGGCGCUGACAGCACCUCUGGUGCCCCAGACAUGGACUCCGUGACACCCACCUUCAGUGCCAUAUGUCCUUUUGGCUGCCACUGCCACCUGCGAGUUGUCCAGUGCUCGGACCUGGGUCUGAAAAAUGUGCCCAAGGAGAUUUCCCCAGACACCAUGCUGCUGGACCUGCAGAGCAACGACAUCUCUGAGCUCCGCAAGGAUGACUUCAAAGGCCUCCAGCACCUCUAUGCCCUUGUCCUGGUGAACAACAAGAUCUCCAAGAUCCACGAGAAGGCCUUCAGCCCGCUGCGGAAGCUGCAGAAGCUGUACAUCUCCAAGAACCACCUGGUGGAGAUCCCACCCAACCUGCCCAGCUCCCUAGUGGAGCUGCGCAUCCAUGACAACCGCAUCCGCAAAGUGCCCAAGGGCGUGUUCAGCGGGCUCCGCAAUAUGAACUGCAUCGAGAUGGGCGGGAACCCCCUGGAGAACAGUGGCUUUGAACCUGGAGCCUUCGACGGCCUGAAGCUCAACUACCUGCGCAUCUCUGAGGCCAAGCUCACCGGCAUCCCCAAAGAUCUCCCCGAGACCCUGAACGAGCUCCAUCUGGACCACAAUAAAAUCCAGGCUAUUGAGCUAGAGGACCUGCUGCGCUACUCCAAGCUGUACAGGCUGGGCCUAGGACACAACCAGAUCCGCAUGAUUGAGAAUGGGAGCCUGAGUUUCCUGCCCACUCUGCGGGAGCUGCACUUGGACAACAACAAGCUGUCCCGGGUGCCUGCAGGGCUCCCGGACCUCAAGCUCCUCCAGGUGGUCUAUCUGCACUCCAACAACAUCACCAAAGUGGGCGUCAACGACUUCUGCCCCAUGGGCUUCGGUGUCAAGCGGGCCUACUACAACGGCAUCAGUCUGUUCAACAACCCUGUGCCCUACUGGGAGGUGCAGCCAGCCACCUUCCGCUGCGUCACUGACCGCUUGGCCAUCCAGUUUGGCAACUACAAGAAGUAGAGGAGGCGGCAGCCACCACAGUGGCCUUGGGCUCCAUGACUUGCUCACUCCUGGAUCUGACUUGUCACAAGAUCUGGAUCUUGACACACAACACACGCCCUGACCCUUAGCCCUGGAAUGGCUCUGUUCUCUGUUGCAGGCCCCAGCCCAAAUAAGUGGGGACCAGCUGCCCCUGGCCACUCGAUCCCGGUCUUGCCUGGGAAGGUGGAGGCCAGACCUGCACAGAUUGCCCAGGGAGGCAGCCACAUGCCCCCAUGAGAAGCGAUCCCUCUGUCCCCCAGGAGAAUCGGCAUACCAACAAAGUACCCCCUUAAUGGCUAGUCCCCCCUUGCCUUCUGGUCCCUGCUGUGGUGGGGGUGUCAGUCACACCCAACUCAAGGAGGGCUGCUUCUGAGGUCCGUUGUCCUUCAAUUAAAGAAACACUGUGCAA